AUGCAGGGGCGAGCCCAGCGCCGCCUGGUGGUGACGGUGCGCGCCGCCGCGGACAUCGGCGCCUCGACCACCAGCCCGUAUGUUGUGCUGGAGCUUGGCGGCACGACCCUGGAGACUGCCGUGGCGUUGGGCGGCGACAACCCGGUAUGGGACGAGGCCAUCGAGCUGCGCCUGCCGCCGCCGCUCCCCAACGAGCAGCCCCUGCAGAUCAGGGUGCGCGUCAUGAGCCGCGUGCGCCUCUGCCCCGACCGCUUCAUCGCCAGCGGCACCACCACGCUGGGAGACCUGCUAUAUGGCGGCGGCCAGCAUGAGGCCACGGUGCAGCUGACGGACAAGGCGGGCAAGCCGGCGGGCCACCUCCACCUGGGGCUGCUCCUGGUCAAGGAGGGUGCGCCUGGAGAGGAGAUUGGCAGCGCUGCGGGCACAGUGCUGGGGUCGGUGCCUGGCGGUGGGCCGGCCUCGCCGAGUGCCGCCGCAAUGCCGGGGCCCAUGCUGCCAUCAACGGCGACAGCCGAGAUGCAGGCGAGGGAGGUGCUGGGGGCGGGCAACACAAUGGACCCAUCCAAGCCGGGAUACGGCCUGCUCACUGGCUGA
Messenger RNA from Chlorella variabilis, 594 nucleotides. RefSeq lists its product as hypothetical. Lineage: Eukaryota; Viridiplantae; Chlorophyta; Trebouxiophyceae; Chlorellales; Chlorellaceae. The transcript has 5 exons. The record is from RefSeq and is a predicted model, not a curated record. Bases 1 to 594 code for a protein of 197 amino acids.